Molecule: messenger RNA, 1467 nt
Organism: Acanthosepion pharaonis
Lineage: Eukaryota; Metazoa; Mollusca; Cephalopoda; Sepiida; Sepiidae
Source: the annotation of a GenBank genome assembly
AUGUAUCAAUCUUGGUCUGUUCAAAUCUCUCUCUCCCACUCUCUCCGUCUCUUUCUCUCUUUCUCUCUCUCUCUCUCUAUCUGUUCUAUCUAUGUUUGUUCAUUAUCUAUCUAUCUAUCUAUCUAUCUAUGUCUGUUCAAAUCUAUCUAUCUAUCUAUCUAUCUAUCUAUCUAUCUAUCUAUCUAUCUAUCUAUCUAUCUAUUUCAGUUUGUUCAUUAUCUAUCUAUCUAUCUAUCUAUCUAUCUAUCUAUCUAUCUAUCUAUCUAUAUCUAUCUAUCUAUCUAUCUAUCUAUCUAUCUAUCUAUCUAUCUAUCUAUCUAUGUCUGUUCAAAUCUAUCUAUCUAUCUAUCUAUCUAUCUAUCUAUCUAUUUUGGUUUGUUCAUUUGUCUAUCUAUCUAUCUAUCUAUCUAUCUAUCUAUCUAUCUAUCUAUCUAUCUAUUAACCAUAAACAUAUUGAAUAAACUAACACAAGCCUGUUGUAUUUCAACAUUGUCAUUUAUCUUUUUUUCUUUCUUUCUUUCUUUCUUUCUUUCUUUCUUUUUUUCUUUCUUUCUUUCUCAAUCAAUAUUUUGCUUCAUUUUUAUUUUCCUCAGAUGUUUUGCCGGUUAUGUUUUCUUUCUUUCAUUUCUUGUUUUUCUCCCUCUUUCUUUCUUUCUUUCUUUCUUUCUUUCUUUCUUUCUUUCUUUCUCUCAUUUUUCGUUGUUUUUCUUCCUCUCAUAUUUUCCUUCCUUCUUUCUUUCUUUUUUGUUUUCAUUUUUUUCGCUUGUUCUUUUCUUUCUUUCUUUCUUUCUUUCUUUCUUUCUUUUUUCUUUCUUUCUUUCUUUCUUUCUUUCUUUCUUUCUUUACUUAGAUUUUCUUUCUUCCAUUUUUACUUUUUUCUUCUUCUCAUCUUUUCUUUCUUUCUUUUUCACUAAGCCACAUUUUCUUUCUUUCUUUAAUUUUUUUCGUUUUUACUUUCAUUCCUUGUUUCUUUGCUCUUCUUUCUUACUUUGUCUUUACUUAUUUUUUUUACCUUUAUUUUCUUUCUUUCUUUCUUUCUUUCUUUCUUUCUUUCUUUCUUUCUUUUCGCUUAUUUGCCCGUGUUUUUCUCUUUCAUCACCUCCUUUACUUUCUUAUUUUCAUUCUUUUCUUCUUUCUUUUUUAAUUCCUUCGGGCUUUCUCCUUUUCUUUUUUAUCUUCUUCUUUUCUUUCUUUCUUUCUUUCUUUCUUUCUUUCUUUCUUUCUUUCUUUCGCCCCGGUUCUUUUUUCUUUCUUUCUUUUUUGCUUAAUUAUAUUUACUUUAUUUUCAUUUCUCAUUUUUUCCUUUUCUUUCUAUUAUUUUCUCUUUGUUCUUUCUUUUUUCUGUUUGCUUUCAUUUCGUUCUUUCUUUCUUUCUUUCUUUCUUUCUUUCUUUCUUUCUUUCUUUGCACUCAAUGUCUCUCUCUCUCUCAUUCUCUCUCUCAUUCUCUCUUUAACAUCUUUUUCUGA